CGCGCUCCGCCUCCCUUCCUGCGCUCUCCACCACCGGGGAGGUCCGCAGGCUGCCGAGCUAACCCCCCCUCCCCGAAACCCUAAAAGUUUGCGAGCGGCACCGGGGAGCCAAGGUCCCGCUCGCCCCGCAGCAGAGGGCUGCACAUGACGCGCGCUGCGCUCCAGCUGGUACCCGGAGCAGAGGGCUCCCCAUCUGUGCGACAUCUCCGCGCUACAGUGAGCUAACGACAUCGAUCUUCGCUGCUGGUUCCACCGCCCCCCCUCUCCGGCUCUACCGAUCGGUCACAUCGAGCGUUGAUUGAUCAGCUGGGGCCCCCCGCAGACCAUCCUCCCAUCAUCCGGUGCAGGAAUCCCCUGCUCCUCAUCUGCCUUACAGGGUCCGCCUCCUCUCUACCUCAGCACCCCGAUGCCUCCUGCUCUCCAUCCCCGUAUAUAGAUCCAUCCUCCUCUAGUUUUUUAAAAUAAAAAUAUCUGCUUUUAACAAACCGAACAUAAGCGAUCCAAACUUCUACGGACCCCGGAGACAUCUCUGCUUCUGCAAACCAGCUGGCCUGUUUCCUCCCACACGCAGCUGCCCUCCGCUCUCCUUAUCUGAGUCGGUUCAACCAUCAGAGCCACGGCUCCCACCAUGCCGGGUCCGGUGGCCGGGAGCAAGGCCCGUGUGUACGCAGACGUCAACACCCUAAAGAGCCGGGAGUACUGGGACUACGAGGCCCACGUUCCCAACUGGAACAACCAGGAGGAUUACCAGCUGGUCCGCAAGCUGGGCAGAGGGAAAUACAGCGAGGUGUUCGAGGCUAUCAACAUCACCAACAAUGAGAAGGUGGUGGUUAAGAUCCUCAAGCCUGUCAAGAAAAAGAAGAUCAAGAGAGAGAUAAAGAUCCUGGAAAACCUGCGAGGAGGGACCAACAUCAUCCGACUAGUGGACACGGUCAAAGACCCCGUGUCCAGGACGCCAGCGCUGGUCUUUGAAUCAAUCAAUAACACAGACUUCAAGGAGCUAUACCAGAAGUUGACAGAUUAUGACAUUCGUUUCUACAUGUACGAACUACUGAAGGCUCUGGACUACUGUCACAGUAUGGGAAUCAUGCAUCGAGAUGUCAAACCUCACAAUGUGAUGAUCGACCACCAGUUAAGAAAGCUACGCCUUAUAGACUGGGGGCUGGCAGAGUUUUACCACCCAUCCCAGGAGUACAACGUCAGAGUGGCCUCUCGAUACUUUAAGGGCCCCGAGCUGCUGGUGGACUACCAGAUGUACGACUACAGCCUAGACAUGUGGAGUCUGGGAUGUAUGCUGGCCAGCAUGAUCUUUCAGAAGGAACCAUUCUUCCACGGACAAGACAACUACGACCAGCUGGUGAGAAUUGCCAAAGUCCUGGGGACCGACGAGCUGUUCGGUUACCUGAGGAAAUAUCACAUCGAAUUGGACCCGCGCUUUAAAGACCUGCUAGGACAGCAGAGCAGGAAGCGCUGGGAACAGUUUGUACAGACCGAGAACCAGCAUUUAGUGAGUCCUGAAGCUCUGGACCUGCUGGAUAAGCUGCUCCGCUACGACCACCAACAGAGACUGACGGCCACCGAGGCCAUGGAGCACCCCUACUUUUAUCCCGUAGUGAAGGAACAGUCUCUAUCAAACGCUGACAACAAUAUGGUUUCUAGUGGCAACACUACUGCCCGAUGAAAGAAGGGGAAGGAAGAUGGAUGUUUGUUACCUCAACUUUGUAACCGCUUGUGUCAGAACCUUGGACAAAGUGUACAGCCACAAAUGGAUCAAAACGACUCGGACCAGUUUACACACUCACAGAAACGUUCGCACGGACGAACGUCAAUGCAAGCACACGUCUCUAAACAAACAGAUGCAGAAACAAACACAAAAACCGCUCUACUCCUCUGUGUGUCGGUCUGUGGUUGGCUCGUCCUGGUUUCCUGUCUGGCAAUCUGACCAAUGACCUCGAAGCUGCUGCUACCCACUACUUUGACUGCUUUCUGUCCCGUCCUGUCUGGGUGACAUGUAGGUCAAUAAUGAGGUUUAAAGACAAAUUCCCUCUCCUCUUGUUUGUCAUCCCCUCAUCCCAUGUUUCCUUCUUCUUAAACUGCAUCAGCAUGGAGACCGAACAGGAGCUUUGAUAUUUUUUUUCAACCCGUCUUUUCCUUCGCAUCAUCCCUCUCCUCAACAGACCACAGGCGUCUUAGCACUACUCCAGAUCUGACGGCAUGGUGGACUCUAGAUAUUAUGAUAAAUAUAAUAUUAAUGA
Cyprinodon variegatus (sheepshead minnow) is the source of this 2255-nucleotide messenger RNA. RefSeq names its product casein kinase 2, alpha prime polypeptide (gene csnk2a2b). Gene Ontology annotation, molecular function: protein serine/threonine kinase activity; ATP binding. NCBI's taxonomy places the organism in Eukaryota, Metazoa, Chordata, Actinopteri, Cyprinodontiformes, Cyprinodontidae. Gene Ontology annotation, biological process: protein phosphorylation; regulation of chromosome separation. The coding region runs from base 629 to 1681 and encodes 350 amino acids. The transcript is spliced from 12 exons. The record is from RefSeq and is a predicted model, not a curated record. Gene Ontology annotation, cellular component: cytosol; protein kinase CK2 complex; nucleus.